Durotheca rogersii is the source of this 936-nucleotide messenger RNA. Its product is annotated as mitochondrial RNA-splicing protein MRS3. The transcript has 8 exons. Lineage: Eukaryota; Fungi; Ascomycota; Sordariomycetes; Xylariales; Xylariaceae. The record is from RefSeq and is a predicted model, not a curated record. Gene Ontology annotation, molecular function: ferrous iron transmembrane transporter activity. Gene Ontology annotation, biological process: iron import into the mitochondrion. Gene Ontology annotation, cellular component: mitochondrial membrane. Bases 1 to 936 code for a protein of 311 amino acids.
AUGGCCCAGCCAACGGCCGAGCCCGUCGAGGACUAUGACUACGAGUCCCUCCCACCCAAUUUCUCCCUCGCGCAGAACAUGGCCGCCGGGGCCUUUGCUGGUAUAGCUGAACAUACUGUGAUGUAUCCGAUUGAUGCUAUCAAGACGCGCAUGCAAAUUAUCAAUCCUUCCGCAGGCGCAGCGUACAAGGGGAUGAUCCAGAGCACGAUGCGCAUAGCAAGUGGAGAGGGCGUCUUGAAGCUAUGGCGAGGAAUGUCUAGUGUUGUGGUUGGAGCCGGUCCCGCGCACGCAAUCUACUUCGCGACGUACGAGGCCGUCAAGCACCUGAUGGGCGGCAACAGAGCCGGUGUCCAUCAUCCUCUCGCGGCCGCCACAAGCGGAGCUUGCGCAACUAUAGCCAGCGAUGCGCUCAUGAAUCCCUUCGACGUCAUCAAACAACGUAUGCAAAUCCAACAUUCAAGCAAGAUCUACCGUUCGAUGACAGACUGCGCCCGCUACGUAUACAGAACCGAGGGCCUAUCCGCGUUCUACGUCUCCUACCCGACAACUCUGUCCAUGACCGUCCCCUUCACCGCGCUGCAGUUCCUCGCCUACGAAUCGAUAUCCACGACUAUGAACCCCGUCAAGAAAUACGACCCCUUUACGCAUUGCAUGGCGGGUGCCGCUGCCGGCGGGUUUGCCGCUGCCCUGACAACCCCCAUGGACGUAAUCAAGACGAUGCUACAGACUCGCGGCAGCGCCGCUGAUGCGGAACUCCGGUCGGUAAACGGGUUCAUGGCGGGGUGCAGGCUCAUGUACCGGCGAGAAGGCUUGCGCGGAUUUUUCAAGGGUGUUCGGCCGAGAGUCGUGACUACAAUGCCGAGUACGGCGAUUUGCUGGACGGCUUACGAGGCUUCAAAGGCCUACUUUAUUCGCACCAAUGCAGCGGCAUCGUGA